AUGGAAAGCGAGGUUUUCACCCCGUUGCUGGAGCAGUUUAUGCUCACGCCUCUGGUCUGCUGGGUGAAGACAGCCGGGCAGCCGACAGUGACUGAUGGCAACACAUUAUCGGAAUAUAUUGAAUUAGUGGAUGGGAUUUACCUGAAUGAAAUCAUGCUUGAAAUAAAUCCCAAGGCCACGGUGCAGAGGACGAAUAAGAAAGUGAACAAUGACCCCACACUGCGCAUACAGAACCUUUCAAUUCUCAUCAGGCAGAUUAAAGCCUACUACCAGGAGAAUCUCCAGCAGCUGGUGAUGAUGCCUUUACCAAACGUGUUGGUUCUGGGACGAAACCCUCUCUCUGAACAAGGUCUGGAUGAGAUGAAGAAACUAUUGCUGCUACUGCUAGGCUGUGCUGUUCAGUGUGAGAAGAAGGAAGAGUACAUCGAGCGUAUCCAGACUCUGGACUUUGAAACCAAAGCUGCCAUAGCAUCCCACAUUCAAGAGGUGACUCAUAACCAGGAGAACGUAGUGGACAUGCAGUGGUUUGAAAGUGGAGAAAUGCCUCCUGAGGACUUGGACAGCGUCUCCAGGAACCUGGCUUUUCACCUCAAACGCCUGGUGGAUGAAAGGGACACACAGCUGGAGACUAUAGUGGAGUUAACACAGGAGAGAGACUGUGUGCAGCUGUCUCCAAUGGCUCCCUAUCCAGUUCAGUCUCCCAACGACUCCCCAAGCAUGAGGAGGACCGAAAGCCGGCAGCACCUCUCUGUGGAGUUGGCUGAUGCCAAGGCCAAGAUCAGACGCCUUCGGCAGGAAUUGGAGGAGAAGAGUGAGCACCUUUUAGAUACCAGGCAGGAACUUGAGAACAUGGAGGUGGAGCUCAAGAGGCUUCAGCAAGAGAGCUACCAGCUGCUGUCAGAUGCUCGGUCAGCUCGGGCUUACCGUGAUGAGCUGGAUGCUAUUAGAGAGAAAGCCAUCCGUGUCGACAAACUGGAGAGCGAGCUGAGCCGAUACAAGGACCGACUUCACGGCAUUGAGUUUUACAAGGCCAGAAUCGAGGAGCUGAAGGAGGACAACCAGGUCCUGCUGGAGACUAAGUCCAUGCUGGAGGAGCAGCUGGAUGUGAGCAGGACCCGCUCUGACAAACUGCACCUCCUGGAGAAGGAGAAUCUGCAGCUCAAAUCCAAGAUGCAUGACUUGGAGAUGGAGCGGGACAUGGACCGUAAGCGUAUGGAAGAACUGUUGGAGGAGAACCUGGUGCUAGAGAUGGCCCAGAAACAGAGCAUGGAUGAGUCCCUACACUUAGGCUGGGAGCUGGAACAACUAUCUAAGACACCAGAUACGACCGAAGUCCCUCAGAAGUCUCUGGGUGAGGAGGUGAACGAGCUCACUUCCAGCCGCCUGUUGAAGUUGGAGAAAGACAACCAGACCUUGCUGAAGACAGUGGAAGAGCUCAGAGCAGCAGCCAGUCAGGACGUUGCGACAAAACUGAGCAAAGCCAGCCAGGAAAACCAGAAACUGAACCAGAAAUUGGGGCAGCUGGAGAGUGAACUGACCUCAGACAGAGAGUCACUCCGCAGUGCUGAAUCUCUCAGUACUGACCUGAUGAAAGAGAAGGCUUUACUGGAGAAGACUCUUGAAUCACUCAGAGAAAACUCUGAGAGACAGCUGAAGGGCUUGGAGCAGGAAAACAAACACCUCAGUCAGACUGUGUCGUCCCUGCGUCAGCGCUGCCAGGUGGGAGCCGAGGCUCGGGUCAAGGAUGUGGAGAAAGAGAAUCGUGUUCUCCACGAAUCUAUCUGUGAGACAACUGCCAAACUCAAUAAGAUGGAGUUUGAAAGGAAACAACUACGUAAGGAGCUUGAGGUGAUGAAGGAGAAAGGUGAGAGAGCAGAGGAGUUGGAAAUUCUGAUGCAGAAGCUGGAGAGGGACAACGAGAGUCUGCAGAAGAAAGUUGCCAGUCUAGGAAUCACGUGUGAAAAGGUGUCUUCGUUAGAGAAGGAGAACACUGAUCUGGAGGCAGAGGGCCGUCGUCUGAAGAAGAAGCUGGACAGUCUAAAGAACAUGGCCUUCCAGCUGGAGGCUCUGGAAAAGGAAAAUACUCAGUUGGAGCAGGAGAACCUGGACCUCCGGCGCUCGGCUGAGAGCCUCCGGUCAGCUGGGGCCAAGGCCAUUCAGCUGGAAGUUGAGAACAGGGAGCUGGAAAGUGAAAGGAGCCAGCUGAAGCGCAGCCUGGAGCUCCUCAAGGCUUCCUCCAAGAAAACUGAGAGAUUAGAAGUGAGUUACCAGGGCCUAGAUACAGAGAACCAGCGCUUGCAGAAGGCUUUAGAGAACAGCAGCAAGAAGAUCCAGCAGUUGGAGGCAGAGCUGCAAGAGGUGGAGACUGAGAAUCAAACCCUCCAACGCAACCUGGAAGAGCUCAAGAUCUCCAGUAAACGCCUGGAACAGCUGGAGCAGGAGAACAAGACUUUGGAGCAGGAAAGCUCCCAACUGGAGAAAGACAAGAAGCUUCUGGAGAAGGAGAACAAGCGUCUGAGGCAGCAGACCGAGAUCCGCGACUCCAAGCUGGAGGACAGCAACCAGCGGAUCACCUGCUUGGAGAAAGAGAAUCGGACCAUGGGCAAGGAGAUCUUCAGGGACUCCUGCACCAGAGUCAAAGACUUGGAGAGAGAAAACAAGGAGUUGGUUAAACUGGCCAGCAUUGAUAAGAAGACCCUCAACACACUCAGAGAGGAGCUGGUAAGCGAGAAGCUGCGGACUCAGCAGAUGAAUAACGAUCUGGAGAAACUGACCCACGAGUUGGAGAAGAUUGGACUGACUAAGGAAAGGCUCCUACAUGACGAGGGCUCAGACGACAGGUUUAGGCUCCUGGAAACCAAACUGGAGUCGACUCUGAAGUCCUCUUUGGAGAUUAAGGAGGAGAAGAUCGCCGCCCUAGAGGCCAGGCUGCAGGAGUCCUCUAACCUCAACCAACAACUUCGCCAGGAGCUCAAGACGGUGAAGAAAAACUAUGAGGGGCUGCGUCAGAGGGAGGAGGAGGAGAGGAUGGUGCAGAGCUCGCCCCCUAGAGGAGGGGAAGACCCUCAGGCUGUCAGUAAAUGGGAAAAGGAGAGUCAUGAAGCCACCAGGGAACUGCUGAAAGUCAAAGACAGACUCAUUGAGGUGGAGAGGAAUAAUGCCACGCUCCAAGCUGAGAAGGCAGCCUUGAAGAGCCAGCUCAAACAACUGGAAACUCAGAGCUCCAACCUGCAGGCUCAGAUAGUGGCUGUGCAGAGACAGACUGCCUCCUUACAGGAGAACAAUACAUCCCUACAGACGCAGAACGCCAAACUGCAGGUGGAGAACUCCACCCUUAGCUCUCAGAGUGCAGCCCUCAUGGCCCAGAACGCCCAGCUGCAGACCCAGCAGAGCAGCGUGGAGGGCGAGCGAGAGGGAGCGCUGAAAGAGAAAGAUGAGCUGAGGUCCACCUAUGAGUUGCUCCUCCGUGAUCAUGAGAAGCUGGCGGCACUCCAUGAGAGGCAGGCGGUCGAAUAUGAAGCCCUGAUCGGGAAGCAUGGGGGCCUGAAGAGCUCCCACAAGAGCCUGGAGCAGCAGCACAGGGACCUGGAGGACAAAUACAAGCAGCUUCUGCAGAGGAAGGGCGAGCUGGAGGAGCUGGAGAAAAAUCUGAAGCAGCAGCAGGAAAAAAUGGCAUUGGAGAACGAAACUCAUCAAGCCACAGCUGACCACUGCAAACAGCUCAAAGAGGAAAAUGAUAGACUGAACACUACAUAUCGUCAGCUGGUAAAGGACAAUGACAAUCUCCAGCUGGAUCAUAAAAACAUAAAGAGCCAGCUGAACAGUGCCACGCUGGAGCAGACCAAGCUGGAGGCCGAGUUCUCUAAACUGAAGGAGCAGUACCAGCAGCUGGACAUCACCUCCACCAAGCUGACCAACCAGUGUGAGUUGUUGAGCCAGCUUAAAGGAAACCUGGAGGAGGAGAAUCGACACCUGUUGGACCAGAUCCAGACUCUGAUGCUACAGAACCGUACGCUGCUGGAGCAGACCAUGGAGAGCAAAGACCUCUUCCAUGUAGAACAGAGACAAUACAUAGACAAGCUGAAUGAGCUGAGGAGACAGAAGGAGAAGCUGGAGGAGAAGAUCAUGGACCAGUAUAAGUUCUAUGACCCCUCACCUCCACGCAGGCGUGGCAACUGGAUCACUCUGAAGAUGAAGAAGUUGAUCAAGCCAAAGAGUCGGGAGAGGAUGCGUUCACUCACGCUGACUCCAUCUCGUUCAGAGUUUGGAGACGGAUUCCUGACCUUUCCCCAAGACAGCCAGGACAGUUCUUCUGUAGGCUCUGGCUCCAACUCGCUGGACGACACCCUCAACCAAAAGAAGAGCAGCAUGACAGCUAUAAAAAGGUUGCCUUUCAUGAGGAACAGAUCCAAGGACAAAGACAAGGCCAAGGCCAUCUACCGGCGCUCCAUGUCCAUGAACGACCUGUUGCAGACCAUGGCGGUGGUGGGGGGUCCCGGGGCUCAGUGGGCGGGCAGCAUUGAGAACCUAGACGGCGCUGAGGGCGGAGAUGCCAGGAUGACAGGUGGCAGCAGGCACGGUGGGCAGCGCAUGAAGGAGCUCGCCUUGUCCACAAAUGCAAUCGACUGUGCCGCCCUCACCCUGCCCACUGCAAGGCACAGCAGGGCCAAGCUUCGGCUUCAGGUCAAAGAAAAUGUGUCCUGUGAAGAUGUUGCCGGCUCAUUAGAUGACCCCAAAUGUCAAGCCUCGAGACCUACCAGUCUCCAUAGCAACAGGACCACCAGUAGUAAUAGUAACAAUAACUCCCACCUCACUUCUCCUCUGGAGGGCAAAGGCACAUUGAACGGCAGUCUCAGCAGGCCUCACAGUGAGAGCAGCGGAGAGUUCAGCCUGAGUUUGGACCAGGAGGUGUGGUCCAGCAGCGGCAGCAGCCCCGUCCAGCAGCCCACCUCCUCACGCUCCUCCCAUCAGAGCCCCCUGCAGCUGCGCAGGUCCCUCGAACCGUCCACCGCCGCAGGCGGCCCCGGCCAGACCCAGAUCAGGAAGACAGAAUCCCUGGGCAACGAGGUGCUGUCCCUGCAGCAGUUUCUGGAUGAGGGUAUUGAUCCUGCAGAGUCCGGCAGUCAGGAGAACCUCACAGUAGACUCUCCUCGCCUCUCCACUUCUUCUGAGCAUGUGCAGAAAGAACGCACUUCCACGAGGGGGCGGGGCAUAUUACGCUCAGCCAGUGGGAAAGCAACGUCGGUAUCUGAUCGGCCCCCGAGAUCUUCAGGACAACCAGGGCGCCCCACCCUGCGGAAGGCCGAGAGCACCCGUGUGAAAGGCUCCGUCCCGAUGCGCUCUAGCCUGUCCUCGCAGGGCAAAGCCACAUCUGUCUGUGAACGCCUGGACUCAGCUUCCUCUACACUGCCCCGGGCCAGCAGCGUCAUCUCCACCGCAGAGGGUACCACACGGCGCACCAGCAUCCACGACCUGCUGUCGAAGGACAACCGGCAGCCCGUGUCCGUCGACGCCUCUCCUCCCGUCGCGGCCACCAAGGCUGCACCCAGUGAGUACCACCCCAACAGCACCAACCUAAAGGGACCCCUUACCACCACCAUCCCCAUGCCCAAGUCACUCAGCUUACCUUGCCAUAGCUUGGAGGACCCCGAGCUCUCCACCCUCGAGUCUUUCCUUGGCCCCUCCUUCACUGUAGAGUCGGUGUUCAUGGACUCCAUCUUUAGUGAGUCAGCGGGCAAAAACCUCCCCUUCCUGUCUCUUAACCCCACCCUUGUCAGCAACAUCAGUGGGCCCCCAGUUACAAAUAAAGCACACCCUCCUCCGACCCCAAACCACAUUUCCAACCAAAACCAGACCCCUCACGGCCAAUCAAACGGCCAGACGAGAUCCAGCCCCGCCUGUGUGAAAGAGUAUAACGAGGGCGAUGAACCCAACUGUGUGAAUAAUUCGGACCAGUCUCUCAACCCAGAGGACAACCAGUCCCUGUGGUACGAGUACGGGUGUGUGUGA
This is a messenger RNA of Scomber scombrus (Atlantic mackerel), 6009 nucleotides long. Its product is annotated as girdin-like. The record is from RefSeq and is a predicted model, not a curated record. Gene Ontology annotation, biological process: cytoskeleton-dependent intracellular transport; cytoplasmic microtubule organization. NCBI's taxonomy places the organism in Eukaryota, Metazoa, Chordata, Actinopteri, Scombriformes, Scombridae. Gene Ontology annotation, cellular component: cytoplasm; centrosome. Gene Ontology annotation, molecular function: microtubule binding; dynein light intermediate chain binding.